Molecule: messenger RNA, 1652 nt
Organism: Aureobasidium pullulans EXF-150
Lineage: Eukaryota; Fungi; Ascomycota; Dothideomycetes; Dothideales; Saccotheciaceae
Product: GABA permease-like protein
Exons: 6
Coding region: 88-1569 (493 amino acids)
Biological process (GO): transmembrane transport
Cellular component (GO): membrane
Molecular function (GO): transmembrane transporter activity
Source: RefSeq, a predicted model, not a curated record
CUCGGCGAUUUCAAUGAUUCGGCAAGAGACGAGGAGUCAGAUGAGACGGCGGACGUGUAUGGCUCUGUACCAUCGGACAAGCGCGAUAUGAUGCGUAUGGGCAAAGAGCAAGAACUUCGUAGAGUCUUCCGACAGGUCUCGCUCUUGUCUUUUACUGCUAUCUUGAUGGCGACCUGGGAAUUUGUUCUCAUGGCUUGUACGCAAGGUCUUGUUGACGGUGGCCGUGCUGGUUUGUUCUGGAGUUAUAUCUGGGUAAUGAUUGGGUACGGUUUCAUCAUCGCAAGUCUGGCUGAGAUGAGUUCGAUGGCUCCUACAUGUGGUGGACAGUAUCACUGGGUGUCAGAGUUCGCGCCUCCAAGUUGUCAGAAGUUCCUGUCGUAUAUCACAGGUUGGGUCUCGACUCUGAGUUGGCAAGCUGGAAACGCUUCCGGAGGCUUCAUCUGCGGUACGCUAAUCCAGUCCUUGAUCAUCAUCAAGAACCCCGACUAUGCCGCUCCUGGAUGGCAGGGCACGCUGCUCGUUUUCCCCGUCAUGCUUGUUUGUGUCGUCUUCAACAUCUGGUUGAACCAUUGGCUGCCAAGCAUGCAAAAUGCAGUCAUGGUUCUGCAUGUCGCUGGUUUCCUGGCAAUCAUGGUCAUCUUCUGGGUGCUCAGCCCGCAUGUUCCCGCCAGAGAGGUAUUCCUCGACUUCCAGAACGAUGGUGGCUGGCAAACGAUGGGUCUCGCUCUCAUGAUCGGUCAGAUUUCCGCAGUCGGUUUCCUGGGCGCCUCUGAUGCAGCAGCCCAUAUGUCCGAAGAGGUCAAAGAUGCUGGACUCUCGGUUCCAAGAGCUAUGUGGUGGACUUACAUCGUGAACGGCCUCCUUGGUCUGAUCAUGCUUGUCUCAUUCCUCUUCGCCAUGCCAUCUGUCGAAGACGCCAUCAACGACGUUACUGGCUAUCCGAUGAUGUACGCUUUCCAGCAGGCAAUGCCCAUGAACGGUACCAUCGUCUUGACAGUGUUGAUGAUGGUCCUCCUCAUGGCAGGUAACAUCUCAUAUCAAGCAUCGACAGCAAGACAGACAUAUGCCUUCGCUCGUGAUCGCGGUUUCCCAGGCUCGCGCUGGUUGGGAUAUGUCAACCCGAAGCUGAUGAUUCCAGUUAAUGCUGUCAUCUUCUCAGCAGUGUUCACCAUCAUCUUGUCGCUGAUCAACAUUGGAUCUUCAGCUGCCUUCAACGCUAUCAUCUCGCUGGGUGCUGUUGCACAGAUGGGAACAUAUGCUAUUUCGAUCACUUGCGUGCUGUACAGACGCCUGACAGCCCCGCACCUUCUCCCCAAAGCAAGGUGGAGUCUUGGCCGUUGGAGUGUCGUGAUCAACAUUGUUGGCCUUCUCUUUGCUUGGGAGGUCUUCUUCUGGUGCUUCUGGCCUAAUGCUCAACCGGUUACUGUCGACAACUUCAACUGGGCCCCGGUCAUGUUUGUCGCGGUUGUCGUGGGAGCCUUGAUUACCUACUACUUCCAAGGCCGUCGUGUCUACACAGGACCAGUGGCCAUCGUCCAAGGCCGUCAAGAGGAAUCACUGGCUGGCUGAUAGCAAUAAAGUCGGCAUCCUUAACGUGAAUAUAAGUCGCGAAACAGUGGUGUUCAUAGAUAAACGGUCGGUCAAAAUUAGGU